AUGUCACAAGAAAUCCCCGUUUUAUUCCCUCUACCAGAGUGUGAAAAACACGAUCCUUCAAAUUCUUCACCGCUAGCUUUUUUCCAGUCAGCGUCUAAUAUUUUAAAUGGGGACGCCCAGAAGCAUCAACGGGUCGACUUCCUUCACGGUUGGCCGGUUUCACUCGUCCACAUUUUUCGCUUCGGUAAAUUGGAUAAGUGUAAUUUGGAAGCUCUUUACUGUGAAUCAGGCUCUUUUGCUGAUCUUCAAAUAAUGUACCUUGCUGAAUUUCCUUCCUUUUGCGGCCCCAGCAGAAUUUUACGUUACCUUCAUUACUGCCUUCUUCGAGGUAUUGAAGAAGCGAAUGGCCUUCUGUCGAAAAUGAUCGGGCUCCGUCCUCAUGCAAGGGAAAUUUGUUACGAUGGCUCCUUUCGUUACAAAUCUUAUCUCAUUCAUGUUGGCUCUAUCAGUCUUCCACCCAACUGUUCUGCCGAUGAUUUUCUUAACACGUUUUUUGGUUAUCAACCAUCUCCGGAUAUCCCAGAUUGGUGUGGCGCAGUGAUUUUGGCUUGCCUGAUAUGGCACUGUCAGAAGCUUGACACACCAGAACACAAAAACUGUGAUGUCACUGAGUGCCCCGUUGUCCUGGCGGUAAUCAUCAUUGCUGUGGUGAACAACUUUAAUGUUCAGGGUGAUAAUCGCGCUCUUUUUGAACAUUACAAUUCCCUUAAAUUAUUCGCUAAAUCUCAGGUAAACAAAACUGAGCCUCCGGAAAUUGAUGCAGAAAAAUUAGUCUUCCACAAUUUGCUGGAAUUAAUGUCGACGUAUAGCCAUUACCUUUCCCUCCAUAGCCUACUAACAGCACUUCAAACCAAAGACCAGAUUCCUGAUUUUGACUCUGCUGCGUACAACCGGUUCCCAGCACUCCAUGUCGUUUUCCCUUCACUCCACUUGGCUGUUCAAGUGGCACUUAUUCUUCGAUCUCAACCUACACCCUCCGUGGCUUCACGUUUUUGGUUAACGAAGGUCUUCUUUCGAUCUUCAGCCUUUUCCUCUGUGGCAAGGUUUAAUGAAAUCACAGCCCUAUUUCUGAAUCUUUUGAAGUUUAUGUCGACUGUGACGCUCAAGUGGCAACCACCGGAAGUUAACAUUACCAAUCCACCGUCCUGUUUUGUUCCGAAAAGCGAGCGUCUCCGAAAUAAUCAGAACGUUCAUUGUAGCAGUCGCCCCCAGAAGAAAUUCGCUCAACCUCCUGACCGUAAUCUGAGACCUCUUGCGUCAAGACAAAUGGUUAAAAAACCAACGGAGUUUUAUUCUCGAGAUGUCGCCAAUGGUCCUCAAAAGGUCAGUGCAUCAUGCAAUCCCACUGGCCACAACUUCCGACCGCAGUCCUCACAACCCAAAAAUUUUAAGAAAGGCGGUAGGAGCGUUAGUUCUUAUGCUGCUCGCCUUGCAAAGCGUAUGGAAAGUCUGAAUCUGGAGAAAUGA
Molecule: messenger RNA, 1467 nt
Organism: Mesocestoides corti
Lineage: Eukaryota; Metazoa; Platyhelminthes; Cestoda; Cyclophyllidea; Mesocestoididae
Source: the annotation of a GenBank genome assembly